CAUAUUUGUUCCAAAGGAUAGGUCAUCGAAUUGAUAUUCAUGGAGCUAGUUUGAAUAAAGAGUAAAAAAAAAUCAUAAUUUUUCUUCCCGAAUUCCAAAUUUUUAAUAUAGCCCAAAUUAAAUGUUGAAUAAAAUUCGGAAGAACAUUCACAAAAAAACGUUCGUUGUUCAUUCCGUCACGUAUACACCUCAAACGAAAAUUAUCAGUGUAUUUGUGAUUGCAUUUGAUACAGUCCUAUCAAAAUAAAAGCGUGUCAUUUGAUUAAGUUGAAAAAAAUCAGGCAAAAAAUGACUAAAAAAUCUGAUUAAAAAAUGCAUUUCAUUCAAAUAUUUUGCAAAAUCCAACAAAAACUGAUAUAAAACCAUCAAUAGCCGCUGUUCCGCUGUGCUUGUGUAUCGUAUAGCUGGCAAUACUAAAAGAAUUCCAUGCAAAAGCAAAACAAAUAAACAUUUCGUUUUCGAAAUACGAAGCGAGUGUAUGCCGUGAAGUAGCUACAGCUGUAUGCGUGUGUAUAUGUAUAUGUGUGUAUAGCGUAUGCGAUAUUCGCAUCUGUCACGAUUCUUUCACCGUACGUACGGCUUCAAGUGUGUGUAUGGCAAGUGAAAUUGACAUAACGUUCAUGUCGUCCGUGCAACAUGCGAUGUGAGAAAUGUCGGACUCGUUGUGUAUGUGUAGUUGUCAAAUGUAUUGCACACAAUCACACACGCACCACAUAGUAGUAAACUUGUUCAAUGGUCUCUCAGUUCUAUCCACCAUAUUUAUUCUCUCUAUCUCUCUCAUAAUACGAAUGAUUCUAAUAUGGCGAUAAAUAAAUGCACAAAUGAAUUUUCAGUUUUGUUCGGGCCAUUGCAUUCAAUCGCAAUAUCACAAGCCAAUGGAUUACCGUUUCAUUGAAUCAAAAAUCGAAAGUCAAUACGAAAUCCGAAAAAAAAUAACAGAAUUCUCUUCGAUUCGUUGUAUCGUGAGUGUUUUACCCGUCGAUUCAGGAAAGUGCUUGUGAAUUGUGUUGUGAAAUUGAAGCGAAAGAACGAACGAGAGUAGGUAAAAAAAAAGUGACAAACGAAAGACAGAGAACAGACAACACACAAGCGAGGAGAAAUGAAAGCGAAAAGUUGUUAAUAACAAAAACAAUCAGUCGAACUACAGUAAAGACAAUAGACAAUUUGGCUACUGUAUUCAGAAGAGAAAAAAAAACACAAAGAAUUGAAAACGUUUUCGGACGAGAGAAGAAAAGUAAACGAGUUGCAAUGGUAGUGUGUGACAGUUGAUUGAAACAAUAAUAAAAUUCAAUCCGAAUUACGAGUGAAUCAUGCAAUCAAGCAGAUAAUUUUUGUAAACAAAUGUGACACCACCACAAAUGUUCAAUCGAAAAAAGGGACAUUUGAUAAACAAACGACGAAUGAACAAAUAAAAAUUUGUGAAAUAACCGCAAUUGAAUCCGUUGGAAUAACACUCAAAAAUCCACAAUAACCCAAAACCCCACAAAACAAACCAAAACAACAAAAACUAAUUUAAUGUGGAAAAUCGGCCGAGGAUGCAUCGAAACGAUUUCGAUCCGUCGACCAUAGCCACAAUAUCAUCUUCCGAUGUAUCAACAACGGCGGCUACGGCUUUGGUUGAAAAUAUCAAGAAUAUAUUGAAAAAAUUAUCGAAUGCAACGAGUGAGUGCAGCAAUCGAACGGAAUUAUUAGCGGCAGCCUGGCUUAAUCUACAAAAUUUGAUUCAAACAAAUUCCGAACAUUUCGAACGAUGGAUGCAAUAUAUAGUCAAAUGUACGCUGGAGUCAAUGUUAAUGGACUGCACAAAGACCGACGUCAGAGACUUAGAGCAAUUGAAAACUAGGAUAAAUGAAUGUGCACCGUUGCUUGAAAAGUAUACGAAUAUUUAUUACCGAUGCAAGUAUAUUGUUGAGAAUAUCAACGAACCAUGGUCUCAUCCAACACUGAAACUGAUCUUCAAUGACGGCAACCAGGCACCCACAACCAUAUCAGAUGAACAGCUUAACAAAGAAAUCGAAUACUUUUCGAUUGAACGAGGAUGUAUGAUAGAAAUGCGUGCACGAAAAUUGAUCGAGACAAAAUGUGAUCGUUUGGCCAUGAAUUUCGUGACGGAAGCGUUACGUGUGAUUCAAAUGUGCACCGACGAGCACGUGCUACGUCGAACCGUGUCGCUGGGUCAUAAUCAAACGUUGCUCGAAAUUUAUUUUUCCUUGAUGUACAAAUUCAAGGAGUCUUCCCGCCUAAAAACUGAGUUGGAAGCCAUGGAAUUGGAAUCGGUCAAAGAGUUUAUAAUCAAUAGUUUUGCAACGAUUGACGCUCAUGUGGCCCUAACCAAUCGAAAAAAAUCAAUCGCAAAACCAAAGACCGGCAAAAAAGAGCAGCUAUCAUCGGCAGCACGUUUGCACAAAUAUCAUCUGGCCGUGAGUCAAUAUGCAUUGCAAUUGAUUUUGGUGCGCAUUUUAAGUGGUGAAUAUACAACGAAUGGCCUAGAAAAUAUCUUCAGACGACUGCUAAUCGAGUGGAUCCGAAGAAAUAAGGACCUGACAAAUUUCGAGGAACUUUUUCAAAAACUCAUUCAAACGGCCGCAUCCAAUUCACAGAUAUACGAUUGCUGUGAAAUUCUAUUCGAAAUGUAUCCAAACGAUUGUGAAACGGCAUUGCGGGUAUUUUGUUCGGAAUUAACAAAAGAAAUCAAUGUGCUGGAGCACAAAAAAUACGACGAAACGGUCGAUGCGUCAGUUAUAUUGGAUUUGGAGAAGCAAACAUCGAUACGUUACUUGUAUUUGGGGCAACUCCUGCAUGGUCAUCCAAAUUUAGAAAAAGAAUGUAUACUUACGGCGUUCUCAAUGAAUCCAACCUACGAAUGCUUCCAGCUGGUUUGUAAAUUGGCUGCGUCAGAACAAAGCGCAACAGAAGCAGCUACCAUGGCAGCGACAACAACAGAAACAACAGAAAUGACAGAAAUGACAGAAACAACAGCAAUAACAUCACAUAAUGAAUCGAUUGAUGCAUUGCCCACCAUUACCAGUUCGGAUUUGCUCCUUAAUUCUAAGGAAUACGAUGCAUUGCGAGCGCCAAACCGUUUGCUCGAUUCGCUCACGUGUUUGUCGGAGAAUGUGCGGUCGGAUUUGGUGUGCUUGUUGACGGUGCCACGUAUUAAAAAUCUCAAUUGGCUCGUUCCAUGGCUAGAUUUGAAGAAAGAAUGCGAAGAAUUGCUGGUGACCGAGAAGAAGAUGCAAAUCGUCGAAAAUACAACGGCUAGUGCGAAUGAUAAACUCAAAUUUAUCAACCUAAAUUACGAUGAUUUCAAAGAUUUUACACCACAUGAAUAUCCGGGAAUCGAAAAAGGAUAUGAAAUUUAUGUGGCCGACAGCGAUAGCGAGGAAUCAGUCCAAUUGGUUCCGAAUAAACACGGCGACGACAGCGAUAUCGAAAUUGGAGGUGGCAAUGCGAGUGAAGUAGACACCGAUACCGCACCAGAAUCGAAGGAAUUCAUCGUCAAAGAAGCGAAACGUUUGCGCGCUCGUAAGCGGCGUCUGAUUCAACGAAGUCAAAAACUGCUGGAAGAGAGCGAAAACGCUGUACAAAUUAAGAAAGAACCAAAUGAUGGUGAUCAACAGAAAAAGAAGCAAAAGCUCCCAAGACCAAUGAACAGUGAUAGUUUGAAAAAACCGAAUCGUAAGCCACGAAAACGCCCAUUGAAGAAGGAAAAAUCGGGCGAAGAAAAUGUUCCAAGCAUACCUACCAUUAAAACCGAACCGGACACCGAUCAACUGAUUGUUGAUAUAAAACUCGAACCAACGGAUAUUGACAUAAAACAGGAGCCAGUUGAUGAUGACACAAAAUUUGACUGUGAUGAAGAUGUGUCGCGAACAUUUGCUGAUUUAUCAAAUAUGCAACAGUUCAACGGUGCAAAUUUUCCACUAACUAAUCAUUUUUAUUCAGUCGUAUCGAAGAGUGAGCCCGCCGAUGAAAUGACCAAAUCGAAUGGCAUUCAAUCAAUGCUAACAACAAACGGCGAUAGCAACCAUGAGCCAUUGAGCAAUUUUUCCCAACUCACCUAUCCCCCAAAUCAAUUUGAACAGACGUGUACGGCAACGGCCAUAGCAACCGACGAUGACAGUAACCUAGUCAAUAGCAUAAUUAUGGCAGCACCUGAACUACAAAUUCAAGCACACGAACAAACACCACCAUUCCCAUUGAUUUGUGACGAUGGGGAUUUUGAUGAAGAUGAAAAGGUUGAUAUGCAAUUUCAAAAUAUAGUCGGAAAUAUGAACAAAUUGCUUGGCUUAAAUUCCACACAAAUUUCCUAUUUAACAAAUGAUGCGACAAUAAAUAGUAUGCAAUCCGUACAAGAGUCCGAAUCACAAUCGCCAGUGAUAAAUGAACUCUGCCCAUUGACACAACAACCACCAGUAAGCGAUGUCCCAGUCGUCGAUGAACCAGUCGUCGAUGUUCCAAUCGUCGAUGUGCUAGUUGUCGAUGUACCAGUCGUCGAUGUUCCAGUCGUCAAUGUGCUAGUUUACGAUGAACCAGUCGUCGAUGAACCAGUCGUCGAUGUUCCAGUCGUCAAUGUGCUAGUUUACGAUGAACCAGUCGUCGAUGUACCAGUCAUCGAUGUACCAGUCGUCGAUGUACCAGUCGUCGAUGUGCCAGUCAUCAAGCCAACACCUAAUAUGCCAGUCAUCGAAACGGAUAGUGUUAUGACAUUGGAUAGUAAUAGUAAGAGUUCAUGUGAUGUGCCAUCUGCAUUGAAUGCGACGAAUUCGGUGAUUGGUGUGCAAAGUCCAAAGCCAAAAAACCCAUUGAUGGCAUUCCGAAAACCAAAGAAAACCACCACCAUCAAACCAAAUGAUGCGGCAACUGUAGAUUCAUCGAAUGGACAAUCGAAAGAUUCAAUCGCAACUAAUUCACCGUUGAUCGCCAGCCAUGCGAACGCAUUCAGCAUUGAGGGAAAUCUAAACGUAGAUUGGACGUCCACAUCGUUAUUAAAUCAAGAUGAUCAUCGAAAUGGUUCAACAGGCAAUUUGGUACAUGGCAAUCAAUAUGAUCUCCCCUCAUGCAACAUCAUCACCACCACAGCUUUGUCGAAUGGCCAGUGCACCGAACGACUUGAAAAGCCAUUAAUUUUGACCAAACACUGUACGGUACGUUUAAAUCGAAUUCCAAAAUUGGAUCAGUUAAGUGGCCAAGACACGGUUUAUCUGCGAGAAUUGAAGCAACCAAAUGAUGUCAUCGACAAUAAAAAGGAAACGAUUCCAUUAUCCAUGGCGGACUCAAAAGCAAACACAAAAAGUGUUGAUGCCGACGCCGCCGCCGCCGACUGUGAUCAAGCAACGAAUGAAACGUCUUCCGCAGACAAAACUCCGCCAUCAUCAUCACCAUCAUCAUCACCAUCACAAACAAAUCAAAAUGCAAUGGAAUCGGGUGGAAAAAAUGCUCAAACGGCUGAAGAAGACGAAGAUGAGGAUCGUAAAACAAAUCAUUUGUAUCCGUACAGUUCGAUUAGCAGUAGUCACAAUCACAAUGGUAACGAUGAUGAUGACGACUGCAACAGUAGUGAGGACACAAAAACCAGUUGCCCCGGUGAAUGUAUUAGCCUUAAGACUGAACAACACAAUGGACAGCAACAACAGCAGCAAAAACAACAACAACAACGACAACAAGAACGCAGCAACAGCGGCGAAAGAAAUCAGCACGAGCAUCAAAAGCAACACUCAGGAAUGCCACAAAAUGUAUCAAACGAAAUGCAACUUUGUGCCCGACAAAGUUUUCUCAUGCAAAACCACACCGUGAGCUCAGCCAAUGUGGUAAAACAUUUAAAAUGCAGAUGAGAAGAGAGAGAGCGAGAGAGCCACAAAUAUACGAAAUAUCUCACCUUUUUUUUCAUUUCAAUAUUCUUUUUUUAUAUAAAUAUUUUUAUUAUUAUUUCUUCUUCAAUUCCUAUUGAACUCAGAGGACAAUAGACUAAUUCAAUCGGAACGGAUUUGCAUUGAUUUUAUGGACAAGAACGAAUCGAACGAAUUUUCAAAGAGCUAUUUUGUUAAUAAAUAUUUUAUUAUUCUUAUUAUUCUGUUGAA
Messenger RNA from Sitodiplosis mosellana (orange wheat blossom midge), 6080 nucleotides. RefSeq lists its product as uncharacterized. The transcript has 8 exons. The coding region runs from base 1536 to 5834 and encodes 1432 amino acids. NCBI's taxonomy places the organism in Eukaryota, Metazoa, Arthropoda, Insecta, Diptera, Cecidomyiidae. The record is from RefSeq and is a predicted model, not a curated record.